GUUCUUUUUUAAUCCCUAUUUAAUUUUCUUUAAUUCUUUAAUUCCUUUUCCCUUUUGCUUUUCUCUGUUUGAAACUCUGCCUGCCAAAAAGAGAAAAAAAGAAAGCACACAAAACAGACCACACUCUCUCACUCCUUACAACCGAACCCUAAUCUUCAUCUCUCAGUGUCUCUUCCUUUUCCUUCAUUUCCAUGGAAAAUCUUCCACAUUCUCGCCAGCCAAACAUCUUUUCCAAGAAGACCUGCAAUGGCAGCUCAACCAAGUCCAUUUACGAUGACGUCUUCGGUGGGCCUCCCAGGUCAGGCGCACCAACACUGGCGCCUCGAGUUGAAGACUACAGUGAGAUUUUUGGCGGGUUUCAUUCGUCACGCGCCUCCUCGAUUCCUGUGCUUGAUCUUCCGUUGAUAGGAGAUGAGCCGGUUGAGUAUUUAUUUGAUGUGCGCGGCUCUGGUUUUGACUACAGUGAGGUGUUUGGAGGAUUCAAUGGGCAUGAUUUUGCAGUUUCUUAUGAGGAGAUGGUGAUGAUGAUGAUGAUGGAGCAAUCCAACGGUCGUGCUGAUUCCUCUGAUGAUGAUGAGGCAUGGACUCCAGCAGGGGUAGAUAGUCUAUCCGAAGAGUUGGAUCAUUCUAUGAAGGACCGGUGCUUUUCAAAUAGAGAUUCACAUGAGUCUGUUGAUGAUAGUGUGGAAUUUAACAUAUCAUAUAACCAAUAUGGUGGAAGAAUUAGCGAAGAUUCGUCAAAUGGGGUUGUACAUGUAACUCAGCACCACAAUGUUUCUGGACAUACUUGCUCGGUUGAUAAAACUAAUUCCUUGCCAAAAGCAGAUUAUGAGUACUGGAGUUUGCAGGAAAGCAAUGAGGAUGAUCUUAAUAUUACCUAUAGCGGGGAUAUGUUGAAGGGGAGGCUUCUCAGGAAAGUCAUGUCACACCCCGCCAAUGGUAGUACAGAUGGACUCAAUUUCAGAAAUGACGUUAGAACUUCCAAGGAAUUUGUCAGAAAUAAUUCUCUUCCUGGUGAAACAUUUGUGACGAUUUCAGAUGUCAGCCUCAGAACUUGGCCCUCCCAUUUGCCGCCACCCUCCAGACCGCCGCCUGCAUUAGAUGAGAAAAAGGGAGACUGUGGUAAAACAAGUCCAACCUUUGAAGCUAUUGCUUCAGAAGAGAUUGGUGGUGAAUCUUCUCCUCCUUACUUUGAUGUGGAGAUAGAUGCUAGUUCUUCUGCCGGAGUCUCUGCUGCUGCUAUGAAAGAAGCAAUGCAGAAAGCUCAGGCAAAGCUGAAAAGUGCAAAAGAAUCCAUGGAGAGAAAGAGAGAGGGUUGUGGCCAAACAAAAUUGGGUACAAAGACUGACAGAAAAGUCAAGGAAGAAAAAAUAUCUAAACAUGGAUAUGGUAGCAAAAAGGAUGACGGGGGGCAGGUCAUUUGUGAAAGAGAAAAGAAUGGAAUGAAAUUUUGUGUUUCGGAGGAGAAACAAAACAUCAGAAAUAUAAGUCAGCUAAUGUUAAAUUCAAUGGAAGGGAAAACACAUCCAAAAGUGGCCAAAUUAUCUGCAGAGGAGAGUCGUGGAAGGGAAUGCUUUUCAUCCCAAGGUUCUGGUGAAUGGAAAGAAGCUACUGAAUUUUUUGAACUGGUAACAGAUAAGUCCAGGAAAUGCUUUGGCCAGGAUAGCAAUGAGAACAUUUUAAUCUCUAAUUCAAGCUUUUCUGAGCAUGAGAAGAGGUCGGAAAAAGCAAAUCUUGAAGCAUUGCAGCGGCUCCAAGGAAAUGCCAAGAAAGUAAAAGCUGUUAGAGCAGAUCAUCAACUGGAAGAAACUGAAAAGAUAUCUGAGGUGUCCAUAGAGGCUUUUAAGCGGGACAAAUUCAGUGGUAGAUCAGAAGCGGCAAACAAACAAAAAGUUGAGAUGGAGGUACACUGCUCGACUUCAAGAGGGAGCCAUGAAGUAAAUGGAAGUGACACAGCAGGAAAAGAAGAUCAUAAUCCAGAAAAGAUCAGGGAAGCGUCCCAAACUGAAUGUAAGUGGGAAGAGAUACAGAAACUCUAUGACGACGUUGGUGAGAGCGGGAAGGAAGAGGGACUGAACAAGAUUGGAGCUGAUCAUAGUGAAUUCAAUCAGGCACACAAUCUGGCUGAAGAUAAGAAUCACCAGUCAACUCAAUUACAAGGAAAACAUGAGAGGAACAUUGAAAAAGAGGAAGCAACAGAUGUGAAAUUAACUGAACUAAAAAAAAUUAGAAACGAAGCAGCACCUGGCAUUGUACAACCCAACAAACAGGAAAGAAGCCAACUCCAAAUGGAAGAUAUAACUAGCACUGAAAUGAAGACCAUUGAGAAAUUUAAGAGUAGCAUGCAAGUGGACUCGGAUAUUGGAAAUCAAGGGAAGAAAUUUGGCAACGAACGAAAUGGGAGGAAAAAAACUAUUGAGCAGACUCAAGUUCCUUUAUACCAGGAUAACAACAAGGGCGAUUUCAUGCCAACCAGAGUAGUGAGAGAAUCAGUUGAAACUGGAAGGAAAACUGAAGCAGCUCAACCAACUAUACUGGAAGUAAAAGAAAGCAGUUCAAGAAUAGGCCAGCAACCUUUAUACCAGGAUAACAACAGGGAUGAUUUCGCACCAGCCAGACUGGUGAGAGAAUCAGUUGAAACUGGAAGAAAAACUGAAGCAGCACAACCAACAAUACUGGAAGUAAAAGGAAGCAGCUCAAGAAUAGGCCAGCAAGUUAAUGCAAGUCAGAGUACUGAAAGGAAAUUGAAGAAUGGGGCCUCUUCAUCAGAAGAUAAGGAAGCUGAGAGAUUGAAGAGAGAAAGAGAGCAAGAAAAAGAACGUCUUAGAAGGAUGGAAGAAGAAUGGGAGAGAGAAAGGGAAAGGGAGAAGGAUAGGAUGGCUGUUGAUAGAGCAACACUUGAAACUCGUGAAAGUGCUAGUGCUGAAGCUCGUGAGAGAGCAGAAAGGGCUGCUGUUGAAAAAGCAACGUCUGAAGCUCGACAAAGAGCACUUAAUGAGGCUCGUGAAAGAUUAGAGAAGGCCUGUGCCGAUGCUAGAGAAAAAACCUUAUCUGACAAGGUACCUGUGGAGGCCAGGCUCGGGGCAGAGCGUGCUGCAGUAGAGAGAGCAACUGCUGAGGCACGAGAGCGUGCUUUUGAAAAAGCAAUGGCUGAAACGGCUACUUUUGAGGCAAGAGAACGAAUAGAAAGAUCAAUCUCAGAUAAAUUCUCCACUUCAACUGGGACUGGCGGAACAAAACCAGGCUCCUCAUCCUCUGAUCAACAAGAUCUUCUAUCUAAAGGUGCAAGCUCAUUUAAUGGUUCCGGAUAUCAAUAUUCAUUUUCUAACGAAAGAUUUGAAGAAGUUGAAGGUGAAUCAGUUCAGAGGUGUAAAGCUAGAUUAGAGAGACAUCGAAGAACAGCUGAACGUGCGGCAAACGCCUUAGCAGAGAAAAACAUGCGAGAUCAUCUUGCUCAAAGAGAACAAGCGGAGAGAAGCAGAUUAGCAGAAACCCUGGAUGCUGAUGUUAAGAGGUGGUCCAAUGGGAAAGAGGGGAACCUGCGUGCAUUGCUCUCGACUUUGCAAUAUAUACUUGGGCCUGAUAGUGGUUGGCAGCCAAUUCCACUUACUGAAGUUAUAACUCCAACUGCUGCAAAGAAAGCAUACAGGAAAGCCACUCUUUGUGUCCAUCCCGAUAAAUUACAACAACGUGGUGCAACUAUUCGGCAGAAAUACAUCUGUGAGAAGGUGUUUGAUUUUCUGAAGGAAGCUUGGAACAAGUUUAACUCUGAGGAGCGAUAGGCCGGAGUUCAUGUUUGAUUGAUCUAUAACUAUUAAAUCAUCCAUUUUGUAAAUACAUUUUGCUGGUAAAUAUAUCUUAUGAGAUUACUUGUUAUAUUAAA
This is a messenger RNA of Mercurialis annua (annual mercury), 3883 nucleotides long. RefSeq names its product auxilin-like protein 1. The transcript has 8 exons. Gene Ontology annotation, molecular function: clathrin binding. The coding region runs from base 192 to 3782 and encodes 1196 amino acids. Gene Ontology annotation, cellular component: vesicle; intracellular membrane-bounded organelle; cytoplasm. NCBI's taxonomy places the organism in Eukaryota, Viridiplantae, Streptophyta, Magnoliopsida, Malpighiales, Euphorbiaceae. Gene Ontology annotation, biological process: clathrin coat disassembly; clathrin-dependent endocytosis. The record is from RefSeq and is a predicted model, not a curated record.